CACUUCCGUUUUUUCUCGUUCGUGCUUUCUUUCGCAAACUUGCAGGAAUCCUGUUGUUGCCGCUUCUGCUUGUGAAAGUUUCAUCGGAACGUUCUUGGAUAUCGCAUAUUAUUUUUCCAGAAAAUCGUUGGUGAAUCAGCUUUUUUUUUCGUGAAAGACGCAUAAUGUCAGCGCGUAAAAAGCCAGCAGCUAAAGGCCCGUUUUUCUUCUUCAUGUUGGAAUUUCGUCGACGAGAAGAAAGCAGAGGCAAGAGUUUUCCUGGUGGAAUGGACCAAGUGAUGCGCGAAGCCGGACCGUUUUGGAAUCAAUUGACCGAUAUCGAAAGAGAGGUUUACAAAGACCGGGCUAAAUCGUACAAGGAACUUCCAAAGCAAAACUAUGGCGAAAAGUAUACUGCGCAAGGAAUUGCCUACUCGCAGGUAGAAAUGGAGAAACAGCAACUCUUGAAGAAGCAGGCAACGAUUCGUAAGACAAUCUCCGAAAUGAUUGAAACCGCUUCGUUGAACAAUGCACUCGAGAAGUUAGAGAUUUUUUUCAUAUCCUGCAAUUAUUUCUGUAAAACAUACACUGAAGAGUACGUUCCAGCCGAAAUGGCACUCAUUAAAUACAACUUGGAACUGGGCGUGUUGGAUAGACUCCACCUGUUAAUUAACCCUGUGAAGCUUCCAUUGGGUUUGGCACAUGAAGCAAGAAACUACAGUGAGGAGUCUCACGAGCUCCCAACGCCUCCAAAUGCAAUGGGAGAAACUGAUUUUCUGAUUUUACUUCAGAAGAUCCUGAGUUUUACUGACUACAAUAAGAAACCAUACAAACUUUUUCCACUCAUGACAGAUGCCAAGGAAGUUCCGGUGAUAGAGAGCAUUAUCAAACAGCUGAACGACGAAGCCAAAAUUGAGUACCAAUUUUUGGUUAUUCCGUUAGGCGAGUUCUUCUUUCAACUGAAACGCGCUACCGAAAAGUAUGGGUUGGAUAUUUGUACUUUUCCUACUAAAACAGUUGCAGAUAUUCUGCUCAAGAAGGAUGCUUACGAAUAUACGAGCGGAAUUGCUUGUGAUUUUCACGAAAAGAUGGGCAAUCAGAGGUUCUGUGCACUGUCGAAGGUUAUCCGUUGGUCAUACAUAAUCUCAGACAACUGUUGUCUAGAUUUGAGCAUUGACUUGAUUGCCGGUCGUCAUUUACCGUCGAACGCUGAUACAACGCUGUGCUCAGAUUUGUACGAAACCACUUCCAGAACUAAUUUAAGCCAAGCCGACGGAGUGUCUUUCGUGUCAUCAUCGGAGCUGAGUAACUUCACAUUGCCGAAGAUUCAGAAGGUUCGGGCUAAGAGUCCCUUCCGUAACAUGGAGGACAAGAAUGGUUCCGUCAUAUACAGCUCCAGAACAGUGACCAAGAACCUGAAGAAGGAACCAUCCGAUACUAACGCUGCCCCAAUUAAUCCGUUUCACAUGCUGGAUUGCAAUGAUAGUGUCUAUGCUCCGAACUAUCCUGGAAGAAGCAGAGGAGCUGGUGCAGGCACCAGCUACAAUCCAUUCAGCAGACAGAAAAAGCUAGAAGCGGUACGCGAGCCGCACGGGUUGGACGUUAAGGGUAAAGGUCGUGGAACAUUGCUCGUGUCGGCCAACAAUUCCUUUAGUUCUAUGCUGAAAGGGGCAGGUCGAGGAGCAGGAUUAUUUUCCGGGCUGUCUUCUGUUGGAACCAAAUCAUCGAUCAGAUCGAGUGAUGAUGAAGAUUAAAUGUUCGGUGAGUAGGACAAGGAAAAAGAAUGUUUUAUUAUUCUUGAAGAAGUUUUUUUUUGUUUCAGAAUUUUGACUUUUUUUUAAUAGAGCGUGACAAUGUCAUUUGAGCUCGAGUAGUUUAGGCCGUUAGCAUAGACUUAUGUGAGGAGACUCUGUUUUUUUUUUCUACACACUGAAAUAUAAUGUGUAAUUAAUAAUACAACUAUGAAUUAGCUGUUUAAGGCUAGAAAUAAAUGUUCUUUCUUUUA
Messenger RNA from Armigeres subalbatus, 1984 nucleotides. RefSeq names its product protein maelstrom homolog. Gene Ontology annotation, molecular function: sequence-specific DNA binding. Lineage: Eukaryota; Metazoa; Arthropoda; Insecta; Diptera; Culicidae. Gene Ontology annotation, biological process: regulation of miRNA-mediated gene silencing; piRNA processing; male meiotic nuclear division. Bases 165 to 1733 code for a protein of 522 amino acids. Gene Ontology annotation, cellular component: P granule; nucleus. The transcript is spliced from 2 exons. The record is from RefSeq and is a predicted model, not a curated record.